Clunio marinus is the source of this 195-nucleotide messenger RNA. The record is from the annotation of a GenBank genome assembly. Lineage: Eukaryota; Metazoa; Arthropoda; Insecta; Diptera; Chironomidae.
AUGACAACAGAUGUUGGCUGUCAAAAAAUCGAUAAUGACAUGAAUAAUUCAGUAAUGGUGGCAGAACAAAAGUUAGAGAAUCAAAUACGAAUAAAGAGUGAAACUCAUGUCGGAGUUCAAUUUUUCACCUCAAUUCAAGUUCAAGCUCGCUUUGUGUGCUUAUGUCAGACAUUCAUGAUAUCAUUAGUGUCGUAA